UUUCUCGCUCUUGAAAUGAAAACACCAACAUAUCUUUUUAAUUUCAUAUGCUGUACAUGACAAUAGAAUGCUUUCACAUGCAGACUUUGUUCAAUACAUGGACAGAAUAUUAAGUUACAUACAAUGCAGAUGAUUUACAUGAUGCUUUGAAUUAUUGUUUCAAGUGUGAAUUGUGUAUCUGGGGACUAAUAUAGAGACACAUUUUCAUUUGUGAUAUUCCUGAUAUUAAGAAGUAGCCUCUAUGAAGGCGAAGAAGAUGGAGGUAGAUUACUAUGAAAUCCUCUCUGUUCAGAGAAAUGUCACAGAGGCAGACAUCAAAAAAGCGUAUCGGAAGAUGGCGCUGAAGUGGCACCCAGACAAGAACCCUGACAACAAAGAAGAGGCUGAGAAACGAUUUAAGGAGAUCUCAGAGGCUUAUGAAGUCUUGUCUGACAAGAAUAAGAGGGAGAUAUACGAUAAAUACGGCAAGGAUGGAUUGACGGGCGGACAUGGCAGUCACUCUAACUACUACGACGGAGGAGGGUUCGACGAUUUCCACAGUUAUCAUUUCAGAGAUCCUGAGGAAGUGUUCCGAGAAUUUUUCGGGGGCAGGGACCCUUUCGCUGAGUUCUUCUCAGGGCCAGCUGCUGGCGGGAUGGGAGGAUUUUCCAACGGAUUGUUUGCCAACUCUUUUACAGGCUUUCCCGGACCUUCAGCAUCGUUCUUCGCGUCACCCUUCGGUGGUGACCCCUUCGCUGGAGGGGCAGGAAGGCGACGACACCCACAUGUCCACCGAAGGCGGGACCGAGGUGCAGAGACGACAUCGGCAGGCGGGCGGCGACCGAAUCGGGCCGGGGUUGGGCAAAUGGGCUCGCAUCCGAUGGGAUCCAUAGGAUUUAAUUCAUUUGGGUUUCCGGGCAUGUCUUUUGGGUUCUCAAUGUUUGACGACCCAUUUUUGCAUCGUUCUCCAGGAUUUCAUUCUGGGUUUUCAUCAUUUUCCAGCACAUCGUUUGGGGGCGGGGGAGGGGGAGGGGGUGGGGGGAAUUUCCGAUCCACUUCCACCUCCUCAAAAAUGGUCAAUGGGAAGAAGGUGGUCACCAAAAAGGUGGUAGAAAACGGUGUAGAAACAGUAACGGUAGAAGAGGACGGAGUUGUCAAGUCUCACACGAGGAAUGGGGAAAACACCAUGAUCACAAACUGACCUUCACCUCCAACCCCAGGGGUCGUCUCCAUGGAAUAGGAGGAAUGAUAGAGACAUUUUUUUCACACUAGUGCGUUUCCAUGGAUAUUGGCAUGAUAGGACACACACAAUGUUCAGUGCACAAAUUAGAUGUCAAUGACUAUGAGUUUGAUAAUAUGUUAUUUUAAACGGCUUAAAUCAGUGAUUGUUUUUCUGAUUUGAAAUAUACCUGUUAAAUAUGCCAAGUUUGUGUAGGCCUCAAAACAACAGCUGAAAAAUUACGCAUAAUUAGUCUCCAUGGUGAUAAUGAGGUGAAGACGUUGUAGUUGUUGUAUAUAUGAGAAAAUUGACUUGAAAAUGUAAAAUAAUGGUUAUCAUUAAUCAGUGUUUUUGAAACAAACUGCUUUGGUGGAAAUGAAUAAAAGAAAUGGAGAAUUUAAAAUUUGCGCAUUGCACAUUUGAAACAUUUGCUGAAUGUGGACAGUGACAAUUGUGCUGCGUGUAAGUUUUCAUUAUCAUAUUUAAAGGGAUUUGUUCACAUUUAAUAGGGUCAGACAUCGUUUUAUUAUUUCGUAUGAAAUGUGAAGAAAAUGCUUGAAGCAAUAGUAAAACAUCAACAAAAGUUAAAAUUGCUGUAUUUUUAAUAAUUAUUGGGAACUGAGACAGAUUUUGCCAAAAAAUGUUAGUAACGCUAUUGAAAAUUCAAUCAUUUUAGUGUUGGAUUUACUAAAUUCUGUUCAAAUGAGGAUUUGCCAGUUGCUGUUUGGUUUUUGAUCAUGGAAGUAAGUAAAAUAACUCAAUUUCAACAAUCUAUAAAAAUAAUAAUGCUGACAUUUAAGUUGUGAACGAUUCCCUUUUGAUUGACCUCACAUCAGACCAAUGGAAUUUUGCAUCAGAUUGAAAAUAUUUGUCAGUUGAAUUUUACAAGUGAAGUAUUGUGUAUUUUUUUUAAUAAAGAGUACGACCGAUGGUAGUUACAUGAAUAGUUAUUCUCUUCAAGUAAAGCAUGUUUAUUGAAAGGAAUUUGAUUGAAUUCCCAAAAAUAACUUUGUCCAUCCAUCUAUGCACAAAUGUAGCCAUGAGUACCAUGAAUGUAAUGUUUUAACAUCUUGCAAAGAAUAGGCAGAUUGUUCAGAACUUCGUUUAAGUUAUAACAUGAUUUAAGACAUCGCUAUUAAAUUUCAAACAUAAAAUAUUUGAUCAUGUGCUCAAAUAUUUAAAUAAAACAAGUACAGCUGAAACAGUUGUCUACAAUCUCGUUAGAAAUACUGCAGAUCACUGAUGAUUAAACUUCCAGGGAAAUAAAGUUUUGAUAGUUAACAAUGUUAACAUUGUUAACUUAAACUAAUUUCUGAACAAUGGCCUGGUAUAUAUAAUGUGUUUUGUUUAUUAAGGCAAAGUAAAAAAACAACUUAUAAUUGAAAUUUAAUUGAUUCAUGUAUAAAAUCUGAUGGGAGAUACAGGUUGUCUGAUGUGGUUUUAUACACAAGCUAGUGUGUAGUACGAGGCAAAUUGUACAGUCAUGCUUGUGACACUGUGAUAAUUUCACUGUAAUCAUGCUCAUUUGAAAACCAGGGAUGAACGCUAGACUGUAUUAUCUCUGUUUACAUCAAUUUUAGUUUUUUAAUACAGUUUGGCUUUACCCCGUGGAUAUUUGUGUUGCCAUGUUUUGAAAUAUGCAAAAAUGUUUGCUACUAUAAAUACAAUAUCGUUCAAGCUCGUAAUUGUGCAAAUGAAGAUUAUUUUGUAUAUGAGUCCAUCUAUGUAGUGAGGGUGAAAAAGAAAUAACAUUUUUUAAUUGAAAUUUACCAAAGAUAAGAAUGAACCAUAAAUAUGUGAGUAAUCUGACUGUUGAUUUAAGGUUCAAAACAUAGGCUGUACAUGAUCAUUUCACAUUUGCUUCGUAAAGAUUUCAAUCAUCUGUUUGUUUUGCAAAAUCAUAUUUUCUUGAAAAUCUAAAUAUCUAUUGCGAAGUAUAAAUGUUGAUUUCUAAAAAGAAGAGUCUCUUUUAUAUCAUACAUUUAGUAGACAACAAAGUUAUACUUGCGCACCAGCUCAGAGAAAACUGUCACCAGCAUGUGUGCCAAUUCUGAAUACCUCUGUUGAACUUUUGACGCGGUGAAAACCGUAUUUAUCUUACACCAUCUGUAUCGUUAAUUGUUUGUUUUCUUUGUAUGUUCUGUUGUCUUGUUGUUGUCUGUGCCAUGAGUUUCAAGUAUUUAAUUUCUCGUUAGCUUUUUAGCUCGAAAAAAAAAGGCGAGGUAUUAUCAUAGCCUUUGUGUUGUUGUUGAGCGAAAAACUUGCUUAUAACUCAAAGACCAUUCAAGAUUUUAAAUGGAACUUGGUACCAUUUGCCAAAGAAAAUGUGCAAUGUACAGCAAAGCCCUGACUAUAAUAAUUAACGAGUGACCCCUUCUAAACAAAAAAGCAUACUAUCAUUGGCAGUCGAUCUGCAGCACUUCAUUUAUCUUUCUUGGUCUAGAACUAGGGUCUUUAUUGGAUGAUGUAGAUUGCUUUAAAUAUGCGAGCUCCAUUUUUCAUGUUGUUUUUUUGUAUUAUGACCUAUUUCAUGAUGUAAAUGUAUUCGUAUAAAAAUAUUAGCAAAACAAUGGGCCGAUUGAACUUUGUUAAUGUUAACAACGUUAUUAAUUGUCAUUGUUUCAUGCACUCACUCAUGUGGUCUGCAGUAAUACUUAUAUAUGAGCAUGUUUGAUUAAAAUAUAUCAGCAUAACAUAAAAAAAUUAAGUUAACAACAAUGCUAUUUUAACGUUGGUAACUUUUACAAAGUUCUGAACCAUCAACCCUAUGAUGAUACCAAUUAUCAAUGUACACACACUAAGUUUCUUAACAAACAGCCCUAUGAUGACAUGAACUGUCACCGUACAGACACACAAAGUUCUGAACAAUCGGCCCUAUGAUGACAUGAACUGUCUCCGUACAGACACACAAAAUUCUGAACAAUCGGCCCUAUGAUGACAUGAACUGUCUCCAUACAGACACACAAAGUUCUGAACAAUCGGCCCUAUGAUGACAUGAACUGUCACCGUACAGACACACAAAGUUCUGAAUAAUCGGCCCUAUGAUGACAUGAACUGUCUCCAUACAGACACACAAAGUUCUGAACAAUCGGCCCUAUGAUGACAUGAACUGUCUCCGUACAGACACACAAAGUUCUGAACAAUCGGCCCUAUGAUGACAUGAACUGUCACCGUACAGACACACAAAGUUCUGAACAAUUGGCCCUAUGAUGACAUGAACUGUCUCCAUACAGACACACAAAGUUCUGAACAAUCGGCCCUAUGAUGACAUGAACUGUCUCCGUACAGACACACAAAGUUCUAAACAAACCUGCCGUAUGAUGAUAUAAUUCUUAUAUUGUCACUGUACACACACAAGGUUUUACCUAUGCAGCUACCGGGGUAUAUUAGCGUUUAUUUAAGCCCUAUGCCAUUUUCAAUGUUAUGGAAAAUGAAAUUGUUGUCAAAUGAAAUCGGCAUAGUUUUAGUUUGCUCACUGCGUUAUACUACUGCUCAGUUUGAAUUUAAAUGCCAUCUCAAAAAAAUUCCGAACAAACAAAUCUGUUGAGUUGAAAUAAUAAUUGAAAGUAAGGUUAUAAGUCGGGUCAAUUGAUUCCUUUAUAACCCAAUUUAGAACUGAUCUUAUGCCAGUAUUGUUUAUACAAAUAAAGUACCCUGUCUAUAAUUUCUCUUUUACCAACUUUUUUCCCGAAGUAUAAAACUUACAACAUUCAACCAAACUUACACUAUAAUCUGUCAUCAAAAUGUUGUUAAUAUUGAUAUAGAAUUAUAAAUCACCGAAAUAGUUUACACAAACAUGUUAAACUCAUGCUUUGCUUACAUUAUGUAUCAAGAAAAUGUUUGUUAAGUAUCUUUACAUAUAAAAUACUAUUAACCAAAACAAAGGAGUGAUUUUCUUAGAUAACUGUAUUAUACUACACGCCUUAAAGUUUGUCAAAGCUACACUAGUUUAUUUUUGUAUGCUACAUGUAUAUGUUGGCGUAUGUAUAUUUUUGCGAUGUUUUCAGUAUCGAGGACUCAGUGCAAAACAGUCCUAACUCCUUUGUUUGUAUGAAGUUAGGACUAUUUUGCGAUGUUUUCUGUAUAACUACCGACCUGUUGUUUGAAAUAACACAACUGUUGUUAUCAGUCACAUGUUGUUUUUUCUUGGGUCAUAAAAAUAAAUAUUUUCAAUGUC
Mya arenaria is the source of this 5375-nucleotide messenger RNA. RefSeq names its product dnaJ homolog subfamily B member 6-like. Lineage: Eukaryota; Metazoa; Mollusca; Bivalvia; Myida; Myidae. The transcript has 8 exons. The coding region runs from base 242 to 1180 and encodes 312 amino acids. Gene Ontology annotation, molecular function: Hsp70 protein binding. The record is from RefSeq and is a predicted model, not a curated record.